AUGACAAUCCUUAAAUCAACUCUCAUUUCACGGGAGCCCUUGGAGCCCCAAGAAGCCAAAUGGAAACGCUUAGUCAAAACCAACUACAUCGACCCUAAUGGGGUAAAGAGAGAUUGGGAAUCUGCUGAGCGCCAGACACGACCCUCUGAUUCCCAAGUUGACGGUGUCGGAAUCGUCGCAUUCUUGAACAAAGAAAGUGGCACUGAACUGCUCCUUGAAAAGCAAUACAGACCUCCAAUCGACCAGGUUGUCAUCGAGCUCCCAGCAGGCUUGAUUGACCCUGGGGAAACAAUAGAGCAAACUGCGGUGCGAGAGCUAAAAGAGGAGACCGGUUAUAUCGGUGUUACCGAUCAAACCAGCGGUAUCAUGUAUAACGAUCCGGGCUUCUGCAACACUAAUUUCAACAUGGUCUAUUUGCAAGUUGAUAUGUCCCUUCCGGAAAAUCAAAACCCGAAGCCUGAUCUGGAGGAUAAUGAGUUCAUAACAUGUUUUACAGUCCCAGUGGCCCAUCUCCAUGCCGAGUUGCAGAAGUUGGAAAGCGAGGGAUACGCGAUUGAUGCGAGAGUUGGAUCAAUUGCGGCAGGAAUCGAGAUCGCUAAAAAGUUGAGAAUUUAA
This is a messenger RNA of Penicillium brevicompactum, 615 nucleotides long. Its product is annotated as NUDIX hydrolase. Gene Ontology annotation, molecular function: ADP-ribose diphosphatase activity. The transcript has 4 exons. The record is from RefSeq and is a predicted model, not a curated record. Lineage: Eukaryota; Fungi; Ascomycota; Eurotiomycetes; Eurotiales; Aspergillaceae. Gene Ontology annotation, cellular component: cytosol; nucleus. The coding region runs from base 1 to 615 and encodes 204 amino acids. Gene Ontology annotation, biological process: ribose phosphate metabolic process; nucleoside phosphate metabolic process.